AUGGAAAAGAAGAAGGGAAACAUUUUGAUGAAUCGAUACGAGCUAGGAAGGUUGCUUGGCCAUGGCACAUUUGCAAAGGUGUACCAUGCUCGAAACCUAAAAACAAAUAAAAGUGUCGCGGUGAAGGUGAUUGAGAAAGAGAAGGUGAUGCAGAACGGGUUGAUUGACCAAAUUAAACGAGAAAUAUCCGUGAUGAGGCUUGUUAGGCAUCCGAAUGUGGUUCAACUCUAUGAAGUUAUGGCUAGCAAGAGUAAGAUUUAUUUUGCCAUGGAAUAUGUAAAAGGCGGUGAGCUUUUCAAUAAAGUCGCGAAAGGGAGGUUAAAAGAGGAAGUCGCUAGAAAGUAUUUCCAACAAUUAGUUGCCGCUGUUGAUUUUUGCCAUAGCCGUGGCGUCUACCAUCGUGAUCUCAAGCCAGAAAAUCUCCUCUUAGAUGAAUCUGGAGACCUUAAAGUCUCGGAUUUUGGAUUAAGCGCUUUGGUUGAUUCUAAAAGGAAUGAUGGUCUUCUGCAUACAACGUGUGGAACACCGGCUUAUGUUGCACCAGAGGUUAUUCACAAGAAAGGUUAUGAUGGCGAAAAUGCAGAUAUUUGGUCAUGUGGGGUUAUCUUGUUUGUUUUGCUUGCAGGCUAUCUUCCAUUUAGUGAUCCUAAUUUGAUGGGAAUGUAUAGGAAAAUUAGUAAAGGUGACUUCAAAUGCCCACAUUGGUUCUCUCCUGAAGUCAAGAAAUUGCUUUCAAGAAUUCUUGAUCCCAACCCAAAAACAAGGGUGACAUUAGCUAAAAUCAUGGAAAAUCCUUGGUUUCAAAAGGGAUUCAAGAAGAUCGAGACACACUAUAUACCACGAAGCGUUCUUGAUGAUGAAAAUGUGUUCAACUUUACCGAAAGCCCAAAGGGUAGUAGUAAUGAUCUUAAAGGACUUGAAGAGAAAGCAUUGAGAAAAAGUUCUUCCAUGAGUACUUUGAAACCAACGAGUAUGAACGCAUUCGAUAUCAUUUCACUUUCUCAAGGGUUCAAUCUUUCUGGUUUAUUCGAAAAUGAUAAUGUUCCAACUAAGAAACCUGAAUCUCGUUUCUCGACCAAAAAGUCAGCAUCGACAAUCAUGUCGAAACUUGAAGAAGUCGCAUCGACUGAGCGGUUUCAGAUGAUGCAAAUGCCAGAUGGAACCGUAAGGAUGCAAGGGAAUAAAGAAGGGAGAAAAGGGCAGUUAGCCAUAGAUGCGGAAAUUUUCGAGGUAGCACCCUCCGUACACAUGGUUGAAGUAAAGAAAUUGGCUGGUGAUACCAUGGAAUAUGAAACUUUUUGUGAUCAAGGAUUGAAACCUACUUUAAAAGACAUAGUUUGGACAUGGCAUGGUGAUGAACAAGCCACAUCAACAAAUCCCACAAACCAUUCAUGA
Erigeron canadensis is the source of this 1395-nucleotide messenger RNA. RefSeq names its product CBL-interacting serine/threonine-protein kinase 20. The transcript has a single exon. Gene Ontology annotation, molecular function: ATP binding; protein kinase activity. The coding region runs from base 1 to 1395 and encodes 464 amino acids. Lineage: Eukaryota; Viridiplantae; Streptophyta; Magnoliopsida; Asterales; Asteraceae. Gene Ontology annotation, biological process: protein phosphorylation; signal transduction. The record is from RefSeq and is a predicted model, not a curated record.